AUGAAUUAUUAAAAAUUUCGUUAAAAUGUAGAUUUCUACUUAAAGUCUUAAAAGGAAAAGUUAUAAAGUCCAAAAGAAAAAUCAUUUGCUUCUCCAAUUAGAAUAAAAACUCAAUAAAGCAAUUAAGAAUCAGAAAACAAAAAGAAACCAAUGGCAAUAUAAAAUAUGAUGGAAAGAAUAAAUAAAGUUAUUUUAGAUUAAAGAGUCAAAUCUCCAAUAACAACUUAAAGGAAUGUUGGGUAAAAAAAUAAAGAGAAUCAUUUUGAAUGUUUUUUGAAGAGAUAGGGUUUUUUAACCAAUUAUUAUAAACAUAAAUGA
Messenger RNA from Paramecium pentaurelia, 318 nucleotides. Lineage: Eukaryota; Ciliophora; Oligohymenophorea; Peniculida; Parameciidae. The record is from the annotation of a GenBank genome assembly.